GCUUCAGAUCACUCCCAGUCGAGAUCACUGGGGACUGUCUGAAGUCGGAUCCAGAAGCCACAUCUAGGACUCUUGUCGGGAUGCAAAUCAGGAGACUCACGAUGGUGUUUGGCUUCUUCGUAUUGUCUGUUGGGUUGUUCCUGGACAUGGGAGUGUGCACUGCAGUGCAAUCAGAGAUGAGAAUCACAACAAUAAAGCAAGAACCAUAUGCGAUGUCCAAAGGCACACAACUGGAAGGCUUUUGCAUGGACCUGCUGUCUGAAGUAGCCAAGAAACUGGGUUUCAAAUACAAAGUGCAGCUGGUGAAGGAUGCUUCAUACGGCAGACAGGAUGAGAACGGGAACUGGAAUGGGAUGAUUGGAGAGGUGGUGAGAGGGGAGGCCGACCUCGCUAUUGCUCCUCUGACUCUCACUGCAACUCGGGAGAAAGCUGUGGGGAUGACCAAACCGUUCAUGCAGACAGGAAUCAGCAUCCUGCUGAGGAAAGACACCUCAGAGGGAACAGGCCUCUUUGAUUUCCUGUCUCCAUUUACAGCCGAGACCUGGGUCGGCAUACUCAUCGCCUACCUAGGGACCGCUGCUUGCAUCUUUGUAGUUGCCAGACUCAGCCCAUGUGAGUGGAGUCAGCCUCAAAGUGAGAAGAACAGAUUCAGCCUCCUCCACAGCCUGUGGUACACAGCUGGAGCUCUGACUCUACAAGGUGCUGGCCCCCACCCAAAAGCUCUUUCAGGACGUGUCAUCUGCUGCAGCUGGUGGUUAUUCACCAUCGUCCUCCUAGCUUGUUAUUUCUCCAACCUCAGCUCCUCUAAGACGUCUGAGUCCACUCACCUGACAGUGAAAGGGUUUGAAGACUUGGCCAAUCAGGACACGAUCGAGUAUGGCUGUUUGGCUGGCUCCUCCACCCUUGCCUUCUUCAAGAAUUCAAACAAUCCGGUGUACCGCAGAAUCUAUGAACACAUGGAGAGAGCUAAGAGUUUUGUGUCAUCUAUGGACGAAGGGGUCCGGCGUACGAAAGAUGGAAACUUUGCCUUUAUUGGAGAGUCCGUUUCUUUGGACUUGGCAGAAGCACGUCAUUGUGAGCUGGUCAGAGCACAUGAAGUCGUUGGGAUGAGGGGAUACAGCAUUGCUGCCACUCUUGGCUCACCCAUCAUAAAGAACCUCAGCGUGGCAAUCCUACAGCUGAGCGAGGCCGGGGAGUUGGCUUACCUGCGAAGCAAGUGGUGGGCCAGCAGCUGCAUAGAAGACAAGGCAAAGUCUUCAGCUGUGCAGCCGCACAGCCUCAAGGGAAUAUUUCUGGUUCUGUCCCUGGGCCUGGGGCUGGGAGCACUGCUGGCUGUCCUGGAGCUCACCUCCAAGAGCCGCAGAAUUGCAGCUGAGCAGAGGAAAUCCUGCUGCGCUGUGCUGACUGAAGAACUGAGCCUACGCUUGAGGACCAGAAAUGCAAACAAACCUCAAGAAAAUGUAGACAUAGAUAAAGAAAAAGCAUAGAAACGUCCUACUGACAUGUCGUUUAACAAGUCUGAAAACAUUAACUUUUAGUUUAUUUUGGUUUCAUAGCUGACCAUUUUCUUUAAUAUUUAACAGAAACAUUAACUCAAUUGUAGGUUAUGAACUUUCUUACUUGUAGAGAUCGAUCAGAUACAUAUUCAGUAAGAAUAAAAAAAAACUCACAUUUUAUUAAAAUGAUUAAAAUGAUCAAUUUAUUGAUCAAGUACGAAUGCUACAAUUUCAAUGAAAAAGCAAACAUAGUUUAGAUAUUAUAAAAACAAAAUUGUAAAAUGAUCAAUGUUUACAGUUUGACUAACAAAUAGUACUCAUAUACUUAGUUUACUCUUACUUGAUUUUCAUGCUAUUUUGUACAGUUGGCAAUGGCAUCACAUCAUUUUCACAACGAUUUGUAAUCAAAAACUAUUUCAUGAAUAAAAACUGUGUUAAUUGUAAUCAUUACAGCAGGCCUAAAACAAU
Messenger RNA from Cottoperca gobio, 1964 nucleotides. RefSeq names its product glutamate receptor, ionotropic, kainate 6 (gene grik6). Gene Ontology annotation, biological process: monoatomic ion transport. Gene Ontology annotation, molecular function: signaling receptor activity; ligand-gated monoatomic ion channel activity. The record is from RefSeq and is a predicted model, not a curated record. The coding region runs from base 81 to 1487 and encodes 468 amino acids. Gene Ontology annotation, cellular component: membrane. NCBI's taxonomy places the organism in Eukaryota, Metazoa, Chordata, Actinopteri, Perciformes, Bovichtidae. The transcript has 10 exons.